AUGCAGUUUAAUUCUCCAAUUAAAUGUCAUUCCAGUUUGGCAGCAUCUAUAGCAAUUUUCUGUUCUGUUGGAGUUAUUUUUAGUUGUGGAUUUGUAGGGAUAAUGUUAAUUAAUGAAUUAAAUAUUCUUUACGAAGAAAUUGUUGCUGAUUUGGAAAUAUCUUCGACCAAAAGACGUUCUCCUCGUGAUCUUUAUUUAGCUGAUGAAGUUGAUAAAUGCAAGCCGGGAGAGGCAGGCGUGCCUGGAUUACCAGGAGCUGCUGGUGUUAAUUCACUUUUGGAUGGAAGGGAGGCUGGUUGUAUUCGUUGCCCGACUGGUCCACCGGGCCCAGUCGGCCCGCCAGGUCCUGCUGGAAAGGCUGGCGUCCCUGGACAACCAGGAGUUAAUGGACAUCCUGGAAGAGACGGCCAUCCUGGUAUUCAAGGACCUCAUGGUGAUUUAGGCCCUAUUGGGGAUAGAGGAAAGGAAGGUGAGCCGGGACAGCCCGGCAGAGACGGAUUUACUUCAAAGGGAGAGCCAGGCCCGAAAGGAGAAACUGGGAAAGCUGGUCUGCCUGGAAGGCCAGGAGAAAAAGGGCAGAAUGGUCUUCCUGGUUUGGCAGGACCACCCGGUCCUGCCGGCAAUGCUGGGUUACCUGGAACACCUGGAGUGCCCGGAUUGCCUGGAGAGAGAGGGGCAAAUGGAAUACAUGGAGAAGAUGCAAAAUAUUGUUCUUGUCCGACAACCGGCAAAUAAAAUAUCCAAAUUUUUUUGUACUUUAUUUUUUGUAUUUUCUAUAUUUUUGAGUAAAUUUACCUUGUCAAAAUUCGUAUAUUUUAAAAUAAACUUAAGAAUUAAUGAGAGGAUUAAUGAUUAAUGACAGUAACCCUCUAAUCUUCUAUCUACUUUAAUCCUGCCUUAAUCCCUGUAAAUCCACUGAUAUUCCUUCUAUACUCCAAAACCCUUUGAUCCCCCAAUAUCUAACCCAAACCACUCAACAUUCUUUUUUAGAUGUAAACACAGCUUUCUUUAUUUUUGAACGC
Messenger RNA from Meloidogyne enterolobii, 1022 nucleotides. The record is from the annotation of a GenBank genome assembly. Lineage: Eukaryota; Metazoa; Nematoda; Chromadorea; Rhabditida; Meloidogynidae.